Molecule: messenger RNA, 930 nt
Organism: Loxodonta africana (African savanna elephant)
Lineage: Eukaryota; Metazoa; Chordata; Mammalia; Proboscidea; Elephantidae
Product: putative olfactory receptor 2W6
Exons: 1
Coding region: 1-930 (309 amino acids)
Biological process (GO): G protein-coupled receptor signaling pathway; detection of chemical stimulus involved in sensory perception of smell
Cellular component (GO): plasma membrane
Molecular function (GO): olfactory receptor activity; G protein-coupled receptor activity
Source: RefSeq, a predicted model, not a curated record
AUGGAAAUAAAUGACAGCUCAUGGGAAGACUUCAUUUUAGUAGGCUUCUCAGAAUAUCCAAAGGCUGAGUUCAUCAUUUCUCUGUUUGUCACUGGUUUCUACACGAUGACACUGGCGGGCAACAUGGCUAUCAUCUUGGUCUCCAUCCUGGACAGCCAACUCCACACCCCCAUGUAUUUCUUCCUCCGAAACCUAUCAUUUUUGGACAUCUCUUUCACCACCUGCAUUGUCCCUCAGAUGCUGGUGAACAUCUGGAGUGGUCAUAAGACGAUCAGCUAUGUAGGUUGCAUAGUUCAAUAUUCAGUGGCCUUGGCUCUUGGCUCCAUAGAAUGUGUGCUUCUUGCUGUCAUGGCUGUUGACCGCUAUGUUGCUGUCAUCUGGCCCUUGCGCUAUGCUACAGUCAUGCACCAACGCAUUUGCCACCUUCUGGCGGCCACUUCCUGGCUCUCUGGGUUUGCCAAUUCUCUUUUUCAGUCAUCACUGGCCAUCAUUUUGCCUCUGUGUGGCCACCACCAUGUGGACCAUUUCUUCUGUGAGGUCUUGGUCAUCGUCAAUCUGUCUUGUGUGGACACUGGUCCAACUGAAUCAAAAAUGUUAAUUGCACGCCUGCUUAUUACUGUCAUUCCAGUCUACAUUAUCCUCACCUCCUAUGCCUGCAUUGCUGGGACUGUGGUGAGGAUUCCCUCUGCUGAAGGACGACAGAAGGCCUUUGGGACAUGUGCCUCCCAUUUAAUGGUGGUCUUGCUGUUCUAUGGAACCGUCAUGUUCAUGUAUCUUCAGCCUAAGAAUAACUACUCUCAGAAUCAGGGAAAGAUCCUGGCUCUUGUUUAUACCAUUGUUGCCCCCACCAUGAAUCCACUAAUCUAUACCCUGAGGAACAAAGAUGUAAAGAGGGCAAUGAGAAAAGUGAUCUGGAAGGACUUAGUUUAA